Bursaphelenchus xylophilus (pine wood nematode) is the source of this 354-nucleotide messenger RNA. Lineage: Eukaryota; Metazoa; Nematoda; Chromadorea; Rhabditida; Aphelenchoididae. The record is from the annotation of a GenBank genome assembly.
AUGGCUUCCUCCCCCAUCAAAUCUCUUGUCAGCAAGCCUGUCGUUGAUCCGUUGGCUUCGUUAAAGCCCUUAUAUCUCGAUUCCGACUCCUCUUCGGCUUCUUCGUCCUCCUCAACAACCAUCCCCGUUCAAGGAUCGAGAAAAAGGUACCGCCGAAGCCCCGAAAUGGCCCAUGUGUACAGCUCGUUGGACCAAAUGGAACGGGAACUGGAAAUGAUCAAAGUGAAGAUGCUGACGUGCCGGAGUGCCCAUCAAAAAGCGAAUAUCAAUGGGCACGUGGAAAGGAUCUUGGAGAUGUGCAAAGAGGUCAAAGAAGAAGUUGCCAAGAAGAAAGUCAAGCUCGAGAAAAAUUAG